Messenger RNA from Fonsecaea erecta, 846 nucleotides. RefSeq lists its product as hypothetical. The record is from RefSeq and is a predicted model, not a curated record. Lineage: Eukaryota; Fungi; Ascomycota; Eurotiomycetes; Chaetothyriales; Herpotrichiellaceae. Gene Ontology annotation, cellular component: cytoplasm. The transcript has a single exon. Bases 1 to 846 code for a protein of 281 amino acids.
AUGGGUUCCGUGGACACCUCUCUGCACCCCCAUACAUCGGGCCGCGCUGCUCGCUUCGCAGAAGCACACUCCUCCCCAAAUCCAUUGAUCCUCUACGGCGGCUGGUUCUGCCCUUUCGUCCAGCGCAGCUGGAUUACCCUGCACGAAAAGAACAUCCCGCACCAAUAUUUCGAGAUCAACCCCUAUCACAAAGGUCCCGAAUUUCUGAAACUAAACCCUCGUGGUCUGGUCCCUACACUCGCCGUUCCUGUUGACAAGGAGGGCAAGGAGCAAAAGCCCCUGUACGAGAGUCUUGUGAUUUGCGAGUACUUGGACGAAGUAUACAACGACCCUUCGAAAAACGGACCUGAUCUGCUGCCCAGAGAAGACGCCUACUUGCGUGCAAGAUGCCGGAUUUGGAUCGAUCAUAUAUCAACAAGAAUCAUUCCUGCGUUCUACCGGUUCAUGCAACAUUCAGACUCGAAAUCAUAUACUCUUGAUGAAGCGCGGGCGGAGUUCCUUACCCAUAUCAAGACGUUCAUCAAAGAAUGCGACCCUCAAGGCCCAUUCUUUUUGGGCGAGAGAUUCAGUCUGGUGGACAUUAUGCUCGCGCCCUGGCUGUGCAGGAUGUUUCUUUUCGAUGUAUACAAGGGCGGAAUUGGUGUGCCCGAGGAAGGGAAAGCAGGCGAUGACGAAGGAGUGUGGCAGAGAUGGAGGAAAUGGGCCAAAGCAGUGGGAGAACGGGAGAGCGUGUUGGAUACCUUGAGUGAGAGGGAUCAAUACGUCGAGGCCUACCGGAGGUAUGCGGAGGAUACCACACAGAGCGAGGUUGCAAAGGCCACGAGGUCAGGGAGAGGAUUGCCAUAG